UCCGCGCUCGCCGGGGGCUUCCUGCCGGUGCAGGCGCUCGGCUGCCCCGCCGCGGCUUUGCCCGCGGUCCCCGGCACUGGCCGCUCCGCGCCGCGCCGGCGGACUACAAGCCCCAGGCUGCCCCGGGCCGGCGGGGGAGGUGCCGCCCGCCCCGUCCCGCCCCCCGCGCAGCAUGGCCGGCUUCGCGGACCUGAACCUGCCGCCGGGGCCGGACAAGAAGUGCCUGCAGAGCCUGCUGGAGGCCGCGGCGCACCCUGCCCAAGCUUGCUAAGGUGCGUAGUGUGCAGCUCAAGGCUCGGGCAGCCUCACGGAUGUGCAGAAUCGGGAGGUGGAGAGCCCAUGGAUUAAACCGCUCCCAGCCGCCAUUCCCAAAGACAUCACAGACCUACCAGUUUACCUGCGAGCCCUGCAAAUCACUUAGGCUUCAUCUCCUGUAUCUACUUCAGCACCGGUCAGUGGGAUAUUCGACAGUUGCUCUCAAUCAUGUCAUCGAUUUUAAAGAAAAGAAACAGGAAAUUGUCAAGCCAGUGUCUCCUUCAGAGUUGUUUCCAUCUUUGCCUAUUGUACAAGGGACAUCUAAACGAAUUAAAGUCUUAAACCGGCUAACGCUUGUCGUUUCUGAUCCUUCCCACUGUAAUCUCUUGCGAUCAACAUCUACAAAUAUAAGGUUAUAUGACCUCAUAGCAGUAUUUCCUAAGACUGAGAAACUGUUCCAUAUUGCUUGCACAACUCUAGAUGUGGAUCUGGUAUGCAUAAAUGUAACAGAAAAGCUGCCGUUCUACUUCCGAAGGCCCCCUGUGAAUGUGGCAAUAGAUCGAGGCAUUUACUUUGAACUUCUUUACACGCCUGCCAUCAAAGACUCCACAAUGAGGAGAUACACAAUUUCAAAUGCAAUCAGCCUGAUGCAGAUCUGCAAAGGAAAGAACAUUGUUAUGUCAAGUGCAGCUGAAAGGCCUCUAGAACUACGAGGUCCUUACGACGUGGCUAAUCUAGGUUUGCUGUUUGGCAUGUCAGAAAGCGAUGCCAAGGCAGCUGUGUCUACCAACUGCAGAGCCACCCUGCUUCAUGGAGAAACGCGAAAGAGUGCCUGUGGGGUAGUGUACACAGUGAAGAAGCCUCGCAAAGUUGAGGAGGAAGAAACAACGCUGCCAGCCUGCAAAAGAGCCAAGACUCAAGCUUGAGGACUGAACCAGUUGUCAACAGGAACUUCUGUACCAUCUUUACCCAGUGCUCUGUCUUCCUUCCACCCUCCAGCCAGCUCAUUCCUCACUUACUACUUCAUUUAGUCCAGAGAAGAAUUAUUCUUCUGGUAUUCAAGUGAGAGAGCUGUGGGGAUAGGACUGAUGAAUAGUUCACCACACCUGAAAGAUGAUCCUGUGCUGUGCUCCUGGCCAAGGCCAGGAUAGCACCUCUCCACGCUGUCGUAGCUUUUCUGGAGUUGGUGCAAACUCCACACAGCAUUUCUAACGUGGGAAUUUUCAGUUGUACAGGUGCACUCCUUUUUUAAUUAAAAAUGUUUUCAAGAACACA
Molecule: messenger RNA, 1530 nt
Organism: Dromaius novaehollandiae (emu)
Lineage: Eukaryota; Metazoa; Chordata; Aves; Casuariiformes; Dromaiidae
Gene: RPP30
Product: ribonuclease P/MRP subunit p30
Exons: 12
Coding region: 312-1181 (289 amino acids)
Biological process (GO): translation; tRNA processing
Cellular component (GO): ribosome; nucleolar ribonuclease P complex
Molecular function (GO): RNA binding; structural constituent of ribosome
Source: RefSeq, a predicted model, not a curated record